Polychytrium aggregatum is the source of this 3969-nucleotide messenger RNA. RefSeq names its product ubiquitin carboxyl-terminal hydrolase-domain-containing protein. Gene Ontology annotation, molecular function: nucleic acid binding; poly(A)-specific ribonuclease activity; protein binding. Gene Ontology annotation, biological process: nuclear-transcribed mRNA poly(A) tail shortening; mRNA processing. The coding region runs from base 81 to 3824 and encodes 1247 amino acids. The transcript has 20 exons. Gene Ontology annotation, cellular component: P-body; PAN complex. NCBI's taxonomy places the organism in Eukaryota, Fungi, Chytridiomycota, Chytridiomycetes, Polychytriales. The record is from RefSeq and is a predicted model, not a curated record.
GCAUCCGUCCCUCUGGAACCGACACAAUCAGACGACCUUUCCCCGACCAGACGCUGGCAUCGCCGUCCACACCGAACAGCAUGGACUCCUGCGGAUGGCACGAGCAACGCCAAGUGGCGAUGCUGGACACGGCACCGCUAUCAAGUGUAUCCUUUGACCCGUUCGAAGAGAUUGUCUGGAUUGGCAACAACAAUGGCCGGGUUGCAUCUCUCGUUGUCCAGCCGGACUCGCUGCGACGAUACACCAGUUUCAAGGCUCACAGCGGCCCCGUAUCGAAGCUACUGGUGUGCGACAGCGGCGUUGUAUCGCUGGGAACAGAUAGCCUCCGGUUCACGGCCCGCUCGGGCAUCCAGAAGUGGAAGCUCAGCUUCGAUCUGGGCCAGCAGCUUCUCUCGAUGUGCUUCUCGAAUCAGUACAGCUCCGAGCUGAUUGCCAGCACCGUAUCCUCCCAGCUUCGGCUGAUCAAUACUGCCCGCGGAGCUGUCGUCAAGCAGUUUGAAGUCGAUUCGGAAGUCAAGGUCAUUCGGCGAUCCCGAUUCAUCUGCUGCGGGACUGUCGGCGGUCGAGCCAUGCUGCUUGAUCCCAGAACCUAUCGCACCGAGCACACUCUUGACGCACACACAGGUGCUCUCACGGACAUGGACGUCAACGGCAACAACCUCGUUACCUGUGGAUACUCGCUGCGCGGCGGAACCUUGAUUGUCGAUCCUUUGGUCCGAGUGUUCGACAUACGCACAAUGAAGUCGCUACCCCCCAUCCCUUUCCAGAAUGGACCAGCGAUUCUCCAAUUUCAUCCCAAGCUGUCGUCGACCAUUCUCACGGGAUCGCAGACGGGCCAGUUCCAGAUAUGCGACAUCGAGACGCCCAACUCGCAUAUUGAGUUUCUGCAGGUUCACACCGACGGAUAUACUUCCGUCGCCGACAUCUCUUCGUCGGGAGAGAUGAUGGCAUUCGGAUCGUCCACAGGCAUCCUCCAUCAGUGGGCGGAGCGAGAAGCCCCAAAGUCCAAUUUGUAUUCGCGGCCGUUUGCCGUGCCCUUUGACCCCCCGCCUCCGUCGGUCCAUAUUAGCGAGGACAGCCCGCUAUCAAUGGUUGGCAUGCCGUACUAUACGUCACAGCUGCUUUCGGCAUCCUGGCCCGUCAACAUGACGUUUCAUGUCGGCCAGCCCCUGCCAAAGAUCCCUCCCGAGAUUCUGGCAAACGUCAAGAAGAGCGACUUUGUUGGCUAUGCCCAGAAUCCAAAGACCUUCCGAAGGAACCAGGCGCUGUCGCUCCUUUCGACCAACUACAGCCAGGACGAAGAUGUGCCCCGCUUCCGGUCAGAGCAGAGUCGCUACAGCUCCGGUGGCCGGCUCGGGGGUGGCACGAUGGGGUCGCUACAGCGACAGCGGCUGCGAACCUCGGAUUCGGAUGAUCUGGUGCAAGGUUCGGAAUCCGACAGCAUGUCGUAUGGCUCGCACCAAGCGCACUCGGGCGCGCCGCACAUCAUACCAAAGUUCUACCGCAAAGUUGAGAUCAAGUACAGCCGCUUUGGCGUCGAGGACUUUGACUUUGGAUUCUACAACGAGACAUGCUAUGGCGGCCUCGAGACCCACAUCAAGAACUCGUACUGCAACCCGAUGCUCCAGGUGCUCUUCUUUAACCCGCCCUUGCGCGAGGCUGUCAAAUCGCAUCUCCGCAAGAACGCCUUUCGAGCAUGUUCAUGCCCAAAGGAGUUUUGUCUCGGCUGCGAGCUUGCGUUCCUCUUCCAAAUGCUGGAGGACUCGAAAGGCAUGAACUGCCAGGCAUCCAACUUUUUGCGAGCAUUUAGUACAAACACACAAGCCAGCGCCCUGGGGUUGUUCGAGCCUGAGGAUGCAAAGGUCACUGUUUCGUACUCGGCACUCAUCCAGAGCUUCAAUCGGUUUAUCCUGGAGCAGCUGCAGCAAGAUCUUCUUGGCGAUGUGCCGCCAGCGCCAAGCGAGGAGCCUCAACAGUGGCUGCUGGAUAGGGACUAUACGUCUGCCACGUGUCCUUCGAUGAUCCAGCAAAUCUAUGGGCUGUGUCUGCAGUCCACGAGCACAUGCCAGUGCGCCAGCACCGUUUCGCGAGAGAUAUCUCCAUUUGUGAUUGACUUGAUCUAUCCAAAGAAGCCCUCCAAGCCAUCGAACGCCCCUGUAGCCGAGGUUUCGCCCAAGCUGCAAGGGUGCACCAAGAGACCACAGUCGCUCUUCUGCGAGAUUCUGCAAAGCAGCCUUCAUCGCGAAGCACUGACAAAGGCGUGGUGCGACAACUGCGGCAAGUACCAGUCUACAACCCAAUCCAAGCAUCUCAAGAGUCUGCCCAACUUCAUCAACGUCAACGCAAAUGCCACAGCGGACGAGGAGCUGGCUAUCUGGCGCGAGGAUAUCUCGGUCGUGCCGCUGAGGAUCGCUCUGGUCCUGACCGGGACAGGUCUGACGGUCGUCCAGCUAGCGAAGGAUUCGGUCGAGAUCCCUGCCGAAUACGAGGACGUUAUCCAGCAGGCUACCGAGAUUGCAAUCUACGACCUACAUGCCUGUGUCGUUGAGGUCUUGCAGGCCAAUGCCCCGCAUCUGGUUGCGCAGAUCCGGGUCUCGAAGCCCGUCGAUGAGCUGGAUGAUGCCGCGCAAAGGUACCAGUGGUAUCUCUUCAACGACUUUUUGGUUCAGCCACUGUCCGAGUCUGAGGUCGUGCAAUCCAGAAAGUGGAAGGUACCGGCUGUUCUGAACUACGCUCGGAUCGACAUGGCCGAGGUGUUCCGCCCGGAAACGCUGCCGACUGAGCUCGACAUUGAUAUUCUGUUUGAGGAGAAACCCGCAAACCGCCGGAGCGACCUUUCUAUAUUUUCGAGCCCGCUGCGGCCCGAUGAAGUUCCAACAGAACCCGGAUUGAUUGUCGCAAUCGACGCCGAGUUUGUCGCUCUCAGCAAUGAGGAAACCGAGAUCAGAAGCGAUGGCACAAGAUCAGUCCUCCGACCCUCUCGGCUGGGUCUGGCGCGAGUGAGCGUGCUUCGAGGGGAUGGCGAAUGCACGCCCUUCAUUGAUGAUUACAUCGUCACCACCGAGCCAGUGGUUGACUACUUGACCGAGUUUUCCGGCAUCAAAGCCGGUGAUCUGGAUCCCACCACUUCGACGCAUCCUCUGGUUCCGCUCAAGAUGGCCUACAGGAAGCUCCGACUGCUGGUUGACCUGGGAUGCAUCUUUGUUGGCCACGGUCUCAAGAAGGAUUUUCGCAUCAUCAAUAUCAUGGUUCCUCCUGAGCAGGUGAUCGACACCGUCGACAUCUACUGGAUCAAGAGUCGACACAGAAAACUGUCGCUCAGAUUCCUGGCUUGGGUCCUGCUCAAGCAAGAUAUCCAGGGCGAAUCACACGACAGUAUCGAAGAUGCCCAUACAGCGCUACUUCUCUAUCGCAAGUACCAACAGUGGUCAGGCGAAGGCGUAUUCGAGCGCGUUCUUGAGAGUGUCUAUGAGGAAGGCCGGUCAUACAACUUCAAGGUUCCAAGCAGCGUUCCCGCCGGCCUCAGUCUGUCCUAUCGCCGCACACCACCAAUUCCGGAUUCUGGGUCCAGACCCGCUUCUUCGGGUGUGACACCGGUCCCCGAAGAGGAGGAUGUGGCGACCCAGAGCUGGACCAAGCCCAGCGAGUCGCGGCUGCGAGACGGCAAGAAAAUGUCCAAGGGCGAGCUGAGGGAGGCCAAGAGCAGCGAGAGUCUCGGCGUUGCGUAUGGCGAGAUACCACCAAAUAGCCCUGGAAACCAGUCACACGCUCUCAAGGGUCAGCGGAUAGCUGCAUCGAACGGCGAAGAUGCCGAGGAGGUCUGAGAAGACCAUGAUGAUGGGAUAUGCUCCAAAGCCCAUGGCGUCUCUCUUAGCGCAUUACCAGCGGCUAAGGAAAACGACGAGUACCCUGUUUUGAGGCAACGACCAUGAUCCUUCGGAUCUUGAAUACACCCAUGCUUCAUUUCAA